Molecule: messenger RNA, 1030 nt
Organism: Moneuplotes crassus
Lineage: Eukaryota; Ciliophora; Spirotrichea; Euplotida; Euplotidae
Source: the annotation of a GenBank genome assembly
GUUAUAUUUAAUAAUGGAAGAAACAUUCGAAGUUGACGUAGAUGAAGUCAUUGAUGAGCUCUUGGGGGUUCGUGGCUGAAGGCCAGGCAAACUAGCACUCAAUAAUGUCACAGAAGAACAAAUCAAAGGGAUCUGCCUCAAGGUUAGAGAGAUACUAAUGGACCAGCCUUGAUUUUUGGAGUUGAGCGCUCCUUUAAAGGUAAUAGGGGAUACUCAUGGGCAAUACUUUGAUCUUCUCAGGCUCUUUGAGUACGGAGCAUUUCCUCCUGAGUCUAAUUACCUCUUCCUCGGAGACUACGUUGAUAGAGGAAAGCAGUCACUUGAAACAAUUUGCUUAUUGUUUUGCUAUAAAAUAAAGUAUCCUGAAAAUUUCUUCCUCCUUAGAGGGAAUCAUGAGUGCUCAUCUAUUAAUAAGAUAUAUGGGUUUUAUGACGAAUGCAAGAGGAGAUACUCUAUCAAGCUCUGGAAAAUAUUCUCUGAUGUUUUCAACUGCCUCCCAGUGGCUGCACUUAUCGAAGAAAGGAUUCUCUGAAUGCAUGGAGGGCUUUCUCCUGAGCUCAAGAAUUUUGAUCAAAUAAGAAGUCUUUAUAGGCCAAGUGAAAUCCCAGACACAGGUCUCAUGUGAGACUUGUUAUGGUCAGACCCAGAGAAAGGAUGCAAGGGCUGGGGUACAAAUGAGAGAGGCAUCAGCUUUGUUUUCGGAGAGAAGAUUGUAGACGAGAUAUGAGAGAACCUUGAUAUCGAUCUCAUAUGCCGUGCUCACCAGGUCGUGGAAGAUGGAUAUGAGUUUUUCAAUAAUCGAAAAGUAGUCACUGUAUUCUCAGCUCCAAAUUACUGCAAUGAGUUCGAUAACUCUGCUGCAAUCAUGACAAUAGAGGAAGACCUCACUUGCAGCUUCAAAAUAUUGCAACCUGCUGAGAAGCUGAAGAAGUAUCAAGGAAAGGGGAGGCCUUCGACUCCAAUAUAAUCCCUAGAAUUAAUUUAUAUUAAAAUUCUAGCUAAACACCAGCAUUAACUAGGCCUCACAUUC